AUGGAGCCUGGGAAAGUAGACCGGCCGGCACAGCGAUUGGUGACAGAGGAACCUCGUCCGCAGGAGCAGGCAGACCGGCGGUUCGCGUACGGAUUAUGGGCAAGUGUUAUGGCGUUGGGAUGUCUGAAUGUGGCAGGCGCGUUUACGCAACUGAAGGGUGCGGUGUAUUCCUGUCUAUGUGGCGCGGCGACAGCAAGUUGUGUGAUUGCUGGUUGUGAGUACGCACGGCAUCACCAUAGUUCAGAUUACUGCCAUGUACACGCACACCUGGAGCAGGGUCCUCAAAUUGUACAGAAUAUGACGGAUUGCCCAUAUGGACCACGUGUCGUGCGGACCCCACACGUUCAUUACGAAAACCGCCCGGUCAUGAAACAGACAAUUGUACGUGAUCCGCCUCGUCAGGAGAUAUACCAACCACCUCCACAAGUCGUUACAAUUCCUGGAGAAGAACGAACUGUCAUGCGCCAGAGCUUUGAAAAAGUGCCGGUCACGUAUUGGUCCAAACAGGCACAUGGGGGCCAAGGCAAGGCCCUCGACCUCACCGGCGGACUCCCCACAUUGCCCGACCAACGCGUCGUUCAGAAAGGCCCGAAUGGAGAAGUCAAAGCCAUUAUUACACGCGCUUCCAAAUCCAAAGGUCUAGGCGCAGCUGCUGGCAAGGCAGCUGCCCAGACAACAGCAGCAGCUGAUGGAACUAGAGUUCAAGGUACUACUGACCUUCAUGACACCGCCAAGACUCCCAUUUCCUCGUCUGCUAAAGCUCCAACGGCGCUCUCCGCUCAGGUACCCAAUAGACAGAAGAAGGAAAGAUAUUCCAAAACAGCAGCACUCCUCCAAUCUCUCCAGGGCAACCCCUCACCCUCCACCAGCACACCUGGAUCCAAUAGCGCAGCUGGCUCCCGAGUAUCACUCAUCCAAAAGGCCUUCUCCAAACUGCCAGAGCCACAACACUGGAAUUCCAUCACCUGGUACCCAAGGAGAUCCCCUCAGUCACAAAAGAGAGUGAUCAUCGAUAGGGGUGAUUAUCAUGGAAUUGAAAUUCUACCCCGCUUUACGUACCAGCCUUGA
Messenger RNA from Gregarina niphandrodes, 1068 nucleotides. RefSeq names its product putative transmembrane protein. The transcript has a single exon. Bases 1 to 1068 code for a protein of 355 amino acids. The record is from RefSeq and is a predicted model, not a curated record. NCBI's taxonomy places the organism in Eukaryota, Apicomplexa, Conoidasida, Eugregarinorida, Gregarinidae.